Messenger RNA from Cuscuta campestris, 2361 nucleotides. NCBI's taxonomy places the organism in Eukaryota, Viridiplantae, Streptophyta, Magnoliopsida, Solanales, Convolvulaceae. The record is from the annotation of a GenBank genome assembly.
CGAAUUAUGUAUUGGAUUUCUAGGUUGGCAACGCAUAUGGUGUGAUGCUGUAUCAGUUUUUCCACCUUUUGUUCACUACGAAGACGAAAAUGCUUUAAUUCCAUUUCCUGUGCAAACAGGGUUAAUUACUCAAAAUGUUGAUGUCUGGGGUGUCCAAUUAAGCUUUAGAAUUUCUCUUUGUUGGCAGAUGGUUUGAUAUGUUAUAAAAAAAAUUCGUAGGGAACUUUUCUCAGUUUCACACUUAUUUUAGGUCUUUAAUGUAAUCGUGAUUCAUUGUUGGUCAUCGCUCUCUUUAUGUUGGUUGGCUCUCUCUACUUGGAAGUUGGGUAUCAUCAUAAUUAUAUUGGAGUGAUGCAUUUUUAAAAAAUCCGCUCUAUUAGGCAAUCUCCCAUUUCUAAAUGGAACAAAGAUAUUUUAAUUCUUAAUAUACUUGGUGAAGUUUCUACUUGUUGAAUCAGCGAUAUUUGCAUUCUUUAUCUAGUUUUUAUCAUUUGCAAGUACAAUUUGUUAACGCAGCAUGUGGGGAAAAAACAAUGAAAUAUCUUUUGGUAUUAUGCACGUAGCCAAUGAUUUUAUGAACAGGUUUAGUUUAUAAGCUAUUUUUUCCCAAAUUUUAUAACCGCGUGUAUCAAAAUCUCUUCAUUUAUCACCUGUUGUCUUUUUAUUUUCUCACACGAAGAGUGAUAGUUUUAGUCUUCAUCUGUCUAUUUUGUUAGCCAUUAAAAGUUUUGAAUUUGUAACAUGGUCAUUUAUGUAGUGUAUACAUUUAUAGAGAUGAGGACAAUUAUGUGUUUAAUGAGAGUUCUUUCAGCAAUUAAUCAAAGGUUAAUAUGCUCAUAUCUAUAUGUGACAUUCAAUCAUUCAUUUCUUGAUACUUAUUACGCUUUGAGUAAUUGAUGCAGGCGAUUUAAAGAAAAGAAGGAGACGACCGAGCCAGAGGCUGAUCCAGAGAGAGAUCAAAGGACUGUGUUCGCUUACCAGAUGCCCCUGAAAGCAACUGAAAGGGAUGUCUAUGAGUUUUUCUCACAAGCUGGAAAGGUCAGGGAUGUACGUCUGAUCAUGGACAGAAAUUCAAGAAGAUCAAAGGGAGUUGGGUAUAUUGAAUUUUAUGAUGCCAUGUCUGUCCCAAUGGCCAUUGCAAUAUCUGGACGCUUAUUGCAUGGGCAGCCUGUUAUGGUUAAACCUUCAGAAGCUGAAAAAAACCUUGUGCAGUCAAAUACUGCUACUGGUGUGGCAGGAGUUUCUGGACCAUAUGCUGCUUCAGAAAGGAAAUUGUAUGUUGGAAAUCUUCACUUCAACAUGACAGAAUUAAACCUUAAACAGAUUUUUGAAUCUUUUGGUCCUGUUGAGCUUGUGCAGUUACCCACAGAACCGGAAACAGGGCAUUGCAAAGGUUUUGGAUUUGUUCAAUUUGCUCAAAUUGAACAUGCAAAAGCUGCACAGAGUUUGAAUGGGAAACUGGAGAUUGCUGGCCGCGUUAUCAAGGUUUCAUCUGUGACGGAACAUGUUGGAGCACAAGAAUCAGCAGCGAAAACCGCAGAUUUUGAUGACGAUGAAGGGGGUGGGCUGGCAUUGAACGCACAGUCAAGAGCAAUGUUGAUGCAGAAGUUGGAUCGAAGCGGUAUAGCAUCCAGCAUUACAGGUUCUCUUGGGGUUACUAGUACAGCUCCAGCAACACUGGCAGGUGUUAGCAUGCCCAUCGGUGGGUCCCCUGCUAUGCCGGCCACAAUCCUUCCAGCUCAAGUGGUUGCUGCCAUGAUUCCUGAACCUGUUGGCACAGCCAGUGAGUGCUUGCUGUUGAAGAAUAUGUAUGACCCAGCUAUGGAGACGGAUCCGGAGUAUGAUUUGGACAUUAAGGAAGAUGUCUAUGAAGAGUGUUCCAAAUAUGGUGUUGUGAAGCAUAUUCAUGUUGAAAAGAACAGUGGAGGAUAUGUGUACUUGCGGUUUGACAGUGUGGAGUCUUCGGCUCGCGCGCAACAAGCAAUGCAUAAACGAUGGUUUGCUCGGAGAUCAGUUUCCGCCAUAUUCUUGCAACCUUACGAGUAUGAUGCCAAGUUCAAAGGUGCAGCUUGAACGCGUUAGAGACUCCCACCGCAGUCAAGCGGAAGUGUAUUGAUUGAUAAUCUCUGACAUGAAAGCUCAUCCGGACAUGUUUUUUUUUGCUGUUAUUGUUGUGUAUUUGGGAUCACUAGUCAAGUUGCCAUUUUGUGGAACCUACCUGAUGCUCAAUUAGUAACUCUAUUGAAUUUUACUUGAACCAUUUUUUCCCAGUAGGAAUGGUAGCAAGUACUAGUGUUCCACCUAAGAGUUGAUAUGCUCUCUCAAUUUAGGUAAAUACUUGAGUGAACGUUAGGUUCACCU